AUGAUCUCCAAACUACAGGUGAGUGAGUGAUUGAUAAAGCAGCACCACUGUGACACCUGGUGGCGAUUGACACAAACUGCAGCUGUGAUUCAGUCUGAGAUUUGAAUUCAGAUCAUUUCUGUGAUUUUCCUCACGUGUUAAAUCCUGAUUGGUCCCAGUCAGUCACUGAUUGCACAAGUGUGUUAAGAGGGAAUUGAUGUGAAAUCUUUCAGAGUACAGACAGUGAAACAUUCCUCUGCAACAUUUGAGCUGUUGACUUUGGAAAAGCCCCGUCUGCUGUUUCACGGCCAAUCUCUUUAAUUUUUGACUUGACUCAGAUUUCUGCCCCUUAAAAACUACAUUUGACAUCAAAAUGAAUUCGACUUAAAUUUAAUAGAAGAAAAACUUAAAAGGUGCACCAUAAAUACCGAAUGUAACGUUCCAACCACAUUAACUGUCAGUAUUUCUAGUUAUGUAAUAUUUGAUAUGUUUGCUUUGCUCCGUCGUCAGUUAAAUGAAGAAGAACUUUAUUUAUCCCUGAAGGCAAAUUGAAUAAUACAGACAAAAAAGAUAGACUUUCACAUUGUUAGAUUCUGUUUUGAGCUGAUUUUCAGUUUGAUUCUGUGUUUUCAGGAGCGGGAUGGAGGGUCGGUGAGGAGCUGCGGUCUCUGCCAGCAGCCAUCUUACAUCAGGGAGGGACAAGAGGACGGACCGCAGGUGGAAUCAGACUCUUUUUCUUUCUGUCUUUUCUUUCUGAAGUUUUCGGGGUGCAGCGGGCGACCCUGCACAGGCUGCUCUGCAUCUCUUCGUCACAGGUUCGAUCCCACCAACGUGUCUUUGAACCUGAACCCUUCUGCCCUGACGAGUUUAAAACCCUUUAGCGCCACUUUGAAGCAUUUAUCGUCACAGACGCAGAGAAAACUCUGA
Xyrichtys novacula (pearly razorfish) is the source of this 906-nucleotide messenger RNA. Lineage: Eukaryota; Metazoa; Chordata; Actinopteri; Labriformes; Labridae. The record is from the annotation of a GenBank genome assembly.